Messenger RNA from Rhagoletis zephyria (snowberry fruit fly), 2400 nucleotides. RefSeq lists its product as uncharacterized. NCBI's taxonomy places the organism in Eukaryota, Metazoa, Arthropoda, Insecta, Diptera, Tephritidae. The record is from RefSeq and is a predicted model, not a curated record.
AUUGUUGUGGAAAUUAUCUCAACUAACUGUGUACAAAUAUUUUAAGCGACCGGUUUGGGUACAAUCAAUUCGUUCACCUAAACUCAUUUCACUUCUACUUUGGCUUUGAAAUAAAGAAAACGCUUCGCAUUUAUAUUGGAGACACAUCGGUGUUUCAGUUAUAUUUGGAACUUUCUCGCCCUAAAUUUUUCGCUGAAAGGAUUAAGAAACGACUUAAUCCUCAAACAUUUGGUGACCUCGACAUGAUAUUAAAAUUUUCGCAUUUUAAUAUUUCGUGAUCGUUUGCCAAUUGGAAGUAAUCUCGGUUCGCAUAUUUGUAUGUACAACAGCUUUCGACAUACAUUUUCGUUGCCAUCGAGUGCAUCCAUAGGUUCAGUUAAUAGCGCACAUAAUAUAUCGCGGAUAUUUCUCAACCGAAACCACAAAUACUCGAUUCGUUUGCUUAAAAAUGUCAAAAAAAAGUCUAAAUCGGUCGACGAGAGCGUUAGUCUAGCGUGUGAUAUCGCGUUUUACAAAAAGGAAUGUAAUUCCCUUCAACGGCAGCUGGAUGCUCUCAAUACCUUUUUGACAAAUGAUCUCUUAAAAGGUUUGGAUGAAGCAGAUAUAUCGGCUCGGCUUAAGCAUGCGGAACGCAUGCAGUUAAACUUUGAGAAUGCUCGCUCAGCCCUAAAGCGACUGGACAGGAAGGAAUUCGAGUCGGAUUCGGACGAAAACUUUUGCAAGGCAUAUAUUGCGGUUGAAGCGAAACUCAAUCGUGAACUAAAGUCUAAGCAAAGGGCAUGUGGCGCUCACUCAUCGACUCUACGAACCUUCCCCUGGGAAGAAGCUGCGGUACAGCCUCCCCAACGACGGUCCAGGCUACCUGAGCUGAAAAUUCCAGUUUUUAGCGGCUCAUAUCUCGAUUGGCCAUCGUUCUUCAGUACACUUACUUCAGCAAUAGAUAAGGACAUGGAGAUGUCCAAAUUGGAAAAAAUGCAGUAUUUGAUCACCACCCUCGAUGGAGCAGCUUUAGAUACCAUCCGCUCACUUGAGCCCACGGAAGGAAAUUAUAGCAAAGCAUUAGAUUUAUUAAAAGGACGUUUUGAUAACAAAUUGCUUAUUUUUCAGGCUCACAUAAAGGCAAUUUUCGGGCUACAAGGUGUAGAGGUGGGCAUUUCAGGCGGAUUACGAAAAUUAAGCGAUCAAGUAAACGCGCAUCUUCGGGCAUUGCAAACUUUGGCAACUACGGAAGAAAUCUAUAAUGGUUUACUCAUUCAUCUCGUGACGAGCAAACUAGAUCUACACACGCACGAAAAAUGGGAGGAGAACUUGUCUGCUCAAAAAUUACCGACCUGGCUAGAGAUGUCAACGUUUUUGGAAAAAAGAUGUCGCAUGGCUGAAAAUUUGGAAAAUGCUAUGGUCAAUCAGACACCUAGCAAACAGGAAGCAAAAAGAUUUCACUUGUGCUUGAAUUGACUUCGUAAGGGCUACACUGUCAAGCAGUGCAAAUCGGGCAACUGCAGGCAUUGCCAAGCAAAACAUAAUUCGUUGUUGCAUAUAAAUGGUAGUCAAGACAGUGCACCGACAUCAAGCUCGCCCACAGCUGUCACAAACAGCCAAUCAUUAGCUCAACAGUCAACUUUAGUUACGUCAUUAGUUGCCGGCCCUACACCUAUCGUGUUGAAAAAUCGUUCCAACAAUUGUGUGCUAUUAGCGACGGCCAUCGUUUUAGUUAAAAAUCGUGCAGGUACACUAGUUCCAUGUCGAGCCAUUUUAGACUCCGCACCUCAACUUAAUUUCAUUGCAACUCGACUUGCGAAUCAGCUUCAACUUCGUUCCUGUCACUCACCAGUUUCAAUAUCUGGUAUCGGAGAAGCGAGUAUCAUUGCCGAUAGGUGUGUUGACAUCUUUGCUCAAGCGAAAGAUGGCAGCUUCUCAACAUCGUUUGCAGCACUAAAUCACACGAAGCAUAACCGACUAUCAGCCAAACUUUGAUAUCAAAGUCGACGGCUAGAACAUACCCAAUAACAUUAAACUGGCUGAUCCCACAUUUUUCAAGGCAAGUCGCAUUGACCUUUUGAUUGGAGCUGAACUUUUCUAUGACCUAAUUUGCACUGGGCAAGUUAGGAUACCUGACCACCUUCCUACGCUACAAAAAAUUAAGUUGGGCUGGGUGGUUUCAGGAGGCGUAUCGCACUUCAGUAGUCGCUCCACAACUCUUUCGUCCUUCAGAAAUCCAAAGCCACUAGGAGAUAGUAAUGACAUACUGGCAAGCAUUGUCACGCGCUUUUGGGAGGUCGAAAAUAGAUUCGCCGCAACCCCUAACCCAACCUUGUCAGAUGAAGACGUUUUCUGCGAGAAGCAUUUCGUACAAAAUCUCGUUCGUCUGCCAUCAGGAGCGUAUUCAGUAAGGCUACCUCC